UGUUUAUUUACUGUUUUAUGUUCGGUUUGAUAAGUUCAUUUAUGUGAAUUGCUACAUAAGUUGGAGUUAAAAAGUGGAAUAAAUCAAAUUAUCAUAAUAAAAUUACACAAGAAGAUCCAACAAAACAUGGCAAAGAUUCCUUUACUUCCACAUGAGCUAGUCCUUGAAAUAAUCUCAAAAUUGACUUCCAUCGAUGACUUAAAGAACUGCAUGGAAAUAUCAAAAGAAAUUCACGAUUUGAUGUUUAAGACACCAGAAAUUAUGAGAAAUAUUCUUAUAAAUGUGGACAUUGCUGAAGAUGAUUCUGAAGAUACAGUCGAAAUUUUAAAGUUUCUUGAAGCUAAUGCGACAUCGAUUCGAUGCCUUAGGAUGACAAUUUAUGCUACAAAUGCAUGCUUGAAGCUCAGAUCAAUCUUAAGUGACAUGAGGAAUUUAGAGGAAGUUACAAUGAAACUUUACAGCUACGCAAGUGACAGGGAUGCAAACUAUAAAGUUGACGAAAAUUUAAUCAUCAAUUUACCAAAGUUAAAGUCAUUAGAGACUGACUUGGAGUCAUUUUUGCUGCUCAUGCCAAAUGUCAAAAAUAAUAAAAAUUUGGUCAAUUGCACAAUUUCUUAUGGAAACAACCGAAAUAUGUCAAACGAGCAUUGUGAAAAUUUCGUCAAAUUUUUAAGCCAACAAAAAGUUUUAAAAAAGUUGAAUUUAAAAUUUGACGAUAAUUGUCCAGUGGACUUUCCACAUCGAGACAUCAGCGAGGAUUUAAAAUUCAAAUUGACAACAUUAAGCAUCAGUAGAAUUAAAAAUACAGUAAAUCCAAUGCUUGACAGCUUCCUUAAAAUCCAAGGAAAAUAUUUAAAAAAUUUAAUUCUUGAAAAUUGUCCAAAUGACGAUUUUUUGGAAAUUUUAUUUGAAAAUUUUUAUAAUUUAAAAAAUUUAAAAUUAUUCAUACAAAAAAAUAAUUCAAUAUUUUCUGAAAAAUGUCCACAUUGGGAGUUGAGGUCGCUAAUGUAUUUUGAGGAUUUAUCGAAUAGCUUUAUGGGCGAUAAAAUCAAUUUGUUUAAACUUGUCGAAAGAUUUCCAAAUAUUGAGCAUUUAAAGUGCGGCGAUUUGCUGAGUUGCGAUCAAAUUUUUGAUAAAAUAACAAUUUUGGAUUUAAAUUAUUCAAAUUUUACAAAUUUGUGUCACAUUAAACUUCCAAAUUUGAGAGUUUUUACUGUUAAAACCACGACAGUAAUUUUAGAGAAAAAUUUUGAAAGUUUUUUAAAAAAUGCGCCAAAAAUUGAGAAAAUUUUCAUGGAUUUUCAAUUUGGCGGACGUCUUCAAGUUGAGUCAUUUAAUUUUAUGAUAAAAUUGAAUGAUUUGGAAAAUUUAGAAACUUUUCACAUUGACUUUUUGAGAAUUAAGCCGACAGAAUAUGAAUGGAAAAAAUGUCGAAUUAAUUUUAUGACAAAAAUUGUUAAAAUAAGUUCAGAUUUGGAUCCUAUUUUUGAAAGGUUUUUGGAAUUUAAUUUUAAAUCUUUUAAAUUUGUUAUAUUUAGUUUUAAAGAUUGUCAGCUUGGUUAUCUUAAGUGAGC
This is a messenger RNA of Chironomus riparius, 1574 nucleotides long. Lineage: Eukaryota; Metazoa; Arthropoda; Insecta; Diptera; Chironomidae. The record is from the annotation of a GenBank genome assembly.